AUGUCUGAUAGCAAAUUUGCUGAACACCCCAUCCAACAGCUUUGGACCCUAGAAUCAGUCGGAACUCUUGAUCAAGAUGUGUCACCUGAGGAUAAAAUUGUACUUGAAGAAUUCAGGAAUUCCAUCAAUAUGGUUGAAGGACGAUAUGAGAUAUCUCUCCCCUGGAAAGUCGAUAAGAAACAACUCCCUACCAACUUAGCACUCUCGAGGAAAAAACUGAACAGUACUAUUCACAAACUGAAACAAACUAAUAAAUAUCUGGAAAUUUAUGACCAGAUCAUCAAAGAACAACUGUCUCUGGGCUUCACUGAAACACUCAAGUUGGCCAAUGUACAUUAUUUACCCCAUUUACCUGUGAUUAUGGAUUCAACUACAACGCCCAUUCGUAGUGUGUUUGAUGCAAGUGCCCGGAUGGACAAGCAGGCCCCUAGUCUGAAUGAUUACUCUGGCCCAUGCUUGACUAGUCCAUUUGCGGUAUCAGCAGAAAUCACCAAAGCCUUCUUACGGGUAGGUCUCCAACCUAGAGAUCAUGAUUAUACAUGUUUUAUCUGGCUGUAA
This is a messenger RNA of Macrobrachium nipponense, 558 nucleotides long. RefSeq lists its product as uncharacterized. The record is from RefSeq and is a predicted model, not a curated record. The transcript has a single exon. Lineage: Eukaryota; Metazoa; Arthropoda; Malacostraca; Decapoda; Palaemonidae. The coding region runs from base 1 to 558 and encodes 185 amino acids.